AUGUCAUCCUUUCUCAGAACGGUAGCAGCACGCGGCCCCUCCAAUGCAAGGGCCUCACAAAGCCCUCUCGAUCCGGACGCCAUCGAGAACCCUUUUAGUGCCCACGAAAACAUGCCAAUCUCCUCCGUCACUGGGCUGCCGUUUUCCGUCUCGUCGCCCCGUCUUUCACAAUUGUUCAAUGUUUUCCACCCAUCCGAUCCUAUUAGCUACCGCGUCGAGCCUUUGAUAGCGCCCGCAAUGUCAACACUCAAACCCCAGAUUCUACCGUACACAAAGAAAGGCAUUUUCGGUAGCGUAGCCCAGCAAGGGCUCUCUGGAAUCAGUGCCAAGGUUGGACAAAGCGUGAGCGGUCUCUGGACCAGCUUAAGCGCAGGGGUCACCUCGAGCAUUUUGAACCGAAGUCUCGGCUUGAGCAGCGAAGAGGUUUCGCGAUUGUCAGACGAGUCAUCGGCCCAGCAAGACGGCAAGGCAAGCCAAGGCACGUCAACAGAUGCGGCGAGCUCUUUGAUUUCCGAUACGUCUAUCCUCGGAAAACGGACAGAUCAGAGAAAACUAGAGCUAGCCGAUCCAUCCAUGACGGCUGGCCGCACUAGCACCAGCGGCAACGACAUCACUUUAAUCGACUACGAUCUAGAGACUCUCUACUCAAAGUUUGAAAAGGCACGGGCAGCGGCUGAUGGUCCGCUCGCGAGAGAGGGUCUCGAUAAGAAAGCUCGGAAAAUUCAGCUGGACGAAGCCAAGAUUAGGGCUCUUAACCGCAAUGGCCGUGUGGAUUAUAGCAUCCAAGAGAGCGUUUUGGACUACAAUCCCAUCAACACCAUUGCAUCUCACAUGAGCUACUGGGGCGAUGAGGACGUGAACCAUUUCGUCCUCUCCCAGCUACUACGCAUCAGGGAAGGUGGCAUCCGGCAGGGUCGUCGAGACCCAGAGAAGCAGCCAGACAAAGUCUUCUUUACCAGCCUCGACGGCCAGAUGCAAGGCGGUCUUGGAGUCCGCGAGCGGGUCUUGGUACCGAAUGAGGCGUCCCAGAGCUUCUUCCGCAUUGCCAGCCUCCUCUUCACUUACGGUGCGCAACAGGUCGACGGCACCCUCCACGUCACCCUCCGCGGCCAUGAUGUGCAGCGCACGGGCGGGGCGGGCUUCCGGGUUACUCUCCAGAUAGGCCUCUUCUCGGAGGACGGGGAAAAUGUCAAGAUCCUGCUCGACGCCGCCCUCGCUCGCCCUGCCGAGGGGGCGAGGGGGAGCCGCAUCCCGGGCACUGGAGGAGGACACGACGUCCACGGCGCGAUCUAG
Molecule: messenger RNA, 1293 nt
Organism: Parascedosporium putredinis
Lineage: Eukaryota; Fungi; Ascomycota; Sordariomycetes; Microascales; Microascaceae
Source: the annotation of a GenBank genome assembly